Messenger RNA from Saccostrea cuccullata (small rock oyster), 520 nucleotides. Its product is annotated as glutathione hydrolase-like YwrD proenzyme. The record is from RefSeq and is a predicted model, not a curated record. Lineage: Eukaryota; Metazoa; Mollusca; Bivalvia; Ostreida; Ostreidae. Bases 83 to 412 code for a protein of 109 amino acids. The transcript has 2 exons.
UGGCACUCAAGGGAAAGCAGGAUUUUACUGUGGGAGAAUAGCUAAAGCGAUAAUUGACGUAGUACAAUACCAUGGCGGUGUCAUGACAACAGAGGAUCUCGCAAGUCACAUGACCACCUUUGAGGAACCCAUAAGUACUGAGUACAAAGGUUAUAAAGUUUGGGAGGUACCCCCAAAUGGUCAGGGUAUAACAACGCUGAUAGCGCUCAAUAUACUGGAGGGGAUGGAUUUAAAAGGAAUGGGUCACAAUUCUGCUGAAUAUAUCCACAAUAUAGCCGAGACAUUGAAAAUUAGUUUUGCUGAUACAACAUGGUUCUGUUCCGACAUGUCCCAAGUAGAGGUUCCCAUAUCUCAACUACUAUCCAAAGAGUAUGCUGCCAAGAGAAGGGGGCUGAUAAAGAAUGAUAGGUAGGUAAUUCAUAAUGGGAAAUAAAAUCAAACAGAAAAUGGAUAAAAUAUGAAAAUAAGUAACUGUUAUCAAGCUGGAAAGUUCAUUUACACAAUAUAAAUUGAGAGAUCG